AGACAAUCAAACGUAUUGGGCUACGGCAUUUCGGAUGGUGAUCACCAAUCCAACGCAAGAGGCACCUAUACCGGCUCGCGUGAGAAUAAUUUCUGUUGCUUGGGAUGAAUUGUGCAUAAUAUGUACUGUAUGUCGCGGAGCAUGCAACACUGACAAGCUUUUUACAUUAUUGACUUCAAUAGACUCCAAACCGCUACGCCGUUCUACGCGAUAUCUUCAAUAAUCAUUAUCAGCCACAACGCCGGAAUGCGGAAACAGGAGAAG
This is a messenger RNA of Zychaea mexicana, 264 nucleotides long. RefSeq lists its product as uncharacterized. Bases 35 to 223 code for a protein of 62 amino acids. Lineage: Eukaryota; Fungi; Mucoromycota; Mucoromycetes; Mucorales; Lichtheimiaceae. The transcript has a single exon. The record is from RefSeq and is a predicted model, not a curated record.